AUGGCGUCCAAGAACGCCCUGCUGGGCAGCUUGCUCCUGAUCCUACUUUCGUCCGUCGCGGCAACCCCUACUUCAAACUCCGGCAAUGCCGAGACGGACGCGCUGAUGGAGCUCAAGGCGGCGCUGGACCCGUCGGGGCGCGCGCCGGCGCUGGCGUCGUGGGCGCGCGGCGGGGAUCCGUGCGGCCGCGGGGACUACUUCGAGGGCGUCUCCUGCGACGCUCGCGGGAGGGUCUCCGUCGUCUCUCUGCAGGGGAGGGGGCUCUCCGGGAGCGUCUCGCCGGCGGUGGCGAUGCUCCCGGGACUCACCGGGCUGUAUCUGCACUACAACGAGCUGAGAGGGGCGAUCCCGCGCGAACUCGGCGACCUCCCCGAGCUCUCGGAGCUCUACCUCGGCGUAAAUAAGCUCUCCGGGAGCAUCCCCGUCGAGCUCGGCCGCCUCCGUCGCCUCCAAGUGCUGCAGCUCGGCUACAACCAGCUCUCAGGGAGCAUCCCAACUCAGUUGGGUGAGCUGAAGCAGCUCACUGUUCUUGCCCUUCAGUCCAACCACCUUACCGGCGCGAUACCAGCAUCUCUGGGAGACUUGCAGGAGUUGACACGGCUGGACUUGAGCUCCAAUCGCCUGUUUGGCUCCAUCCCUUCCAAGCUUGCCGGUAUCCCACAGCUUGCAACACUGGACCUCCGUAACAAUACACUUUCAGGAAGUGUUCCUUCCGGUCUGAAGAAAUUGCAUCAGGGAUUUAGGUUUGACAACAAUUUAGAGCUUUGCGGGUCUCAUUUUGAUUCUCUGAAAGCCUGUCCUGACGGCGACGCCAGCACUGAUGAUCAAAUGCCGCAUAAACCUGAACCAACCUCUAUCAAGCCACAGCAAAUUCCACAAACAACCAGUCUGAACAAAAACUGCGACAAUGGCGCCUGCUCGAGACCGUCGACGCUCUCUUCAGGGGCUGUUCUUGCUGGAACAAUCAUAAUUGUAGCCGGAGUCGCGGCCUGUGGUCUGUCCGUGUUCUCGUGGCACCGCCGGCAGAAGCAGAAGGUUGGUAGCUCUGUUGAAUACUUGGAAGGCAGGCUUAGCCGGGACCAACAGAAGGAAACAUGUCAGAAGAGUGGCUCGGCCUCCUCACUGAUCAAUGUUGAGUACUCGAGUGGCUGGGACACCUCGUCCGAGGGAUCGCAGCAAGGAGUAAGGCUAUCUCCAGAGGGCUCACCGAGCGUCAGGUUCAACCUAGAAGAGGUAGAAUGUGCGACGCAGUACUUCUCUGACAUCAAUCUGCUAGGCAAGAGCACUUUCACGGCGACACAUAGAGGGAUAAUGCGGGAUGGCUCGGUCGUCGCCGUCAAGAGCAUCAACAAGAGCAGCUGCAAGUCCGAGGAGGCCGACUUCUUGAAAGGGCUCCGUGCGCUUACAUCGCUGCGACACGAGAACCUUGUUGGACUGAGAGGCUUCUGUCGGUCCCGGGCCAGAGGGGAGUGCUUCCUCGUCUACGAAUUCAUGUCGAACGGUAGCCUCUCUCGGUACUUGGAUAUCAAGGAUGGCAGCGCCGAUAGGAUGGUCCUCGAAUGGGCUACUCGGGUCUCCAUCAUCAAAGGCAUUGCCAAAGGAAUUGACUACCUGCACAGCAGCAAACCAAGCAAGCCUCAUGUCGUCCACCAGAACAUCUCGGCAGACAAGGUGCUGGUGGACCACCUGUUCGUGCCCCGCCUCUCCGGCUCGGGCGUGCACAAGCUCCUCGCCGACGACGUGGUCUUCUCCACGCUCAAGGGCAGCGCCGCCAUGGGGUACUUGGCGCCCGAGUACACGACCACCGGCCGGUUCACGGACAAGAGCGACGUGUACGCCUUCGGGGUGGUUGUGUUCCAGGUGCUCACGGGGAAGAAGGCGGUCUCACAGCACCUCCUACGCUCCCCUGUCGGCGGCCAAGAGUCCGGCGGUGGCGCCAAGCUUGACGACGUCGUGGACCCGCGCCUCGGGGGCAGGUUCUCUAGGCCCGAGGCGGCGAAGCUGGUCGGGAUCGCGCUGCUGUGCACCAGCGAGGCACCAGGCCAGCGACCGGCCAUGGCUGCGGUGCUGCAGCAGCUCGGCGCCAGCCAGUGA
Molecule: messenger RNA, 2094 nt
Organism: Lolium rigidum
Lineage: Eukaryota; Viridiplantae; Streptophyta; Magnoliopsida; Poales; Poaceae
Product: LRR receptor kinase BAK1-like
Exons: 4
Coding region: 1-2094 (697 amino acids)
Biological process (GO): protein phosphorylation
Molecular function (GO): protein kinase activity; ATP binding; receptor serine/threonine kinase binding
Source: RefSeq, a predicted model, not a curated record